Molecule: messenger RNA, 612 nt
Organism: Lycium ferocissimum
Lineage: Eukaryota; Viridiplantae; Streptophyta; Magnoliopsida; Solanales; Solanaceae
Product: fasciclin-like arabinogalactan protein 3
Exons: 1
Coding region: 1-612 (203 amino acids)
Cellular component (GO): plasma membrane
Source: RefSeq, a predicted model, not a curated record
AUGAAGGCUCCGACUUUGUUUCAAACAACGGGUCAGGCGAAUAACGAUCAAGGGUUCUUGAACGUGACGGAUUUGGGCAGCGGAAGUAUUUAUUUAGGGUCAGCUGCAAAAGGCGCGACACUCGGAUCGAAUUUGGUCAAGUCCAUUGCAUCACAACCUUUUAACAUUUCAAUCUUGCAAAUUAGCAAUGUUAUUAUUCCUUUAGGGAUUGAUUCAUCAACUUCUUCCGGCCCGUCUUCAUCACCUACGCGGGCCCCUGCACCCGGCCCGGAAAGUAAGAACUCGCCCGCACCAUCACCUACCCCAAUUAGUGGGGCCCCAACACCCUCAUUAGCUCCUUCGCCCAACAUACCGUCUGCAGCCCUCGCUUCCGGUUCCGGCUCGGCGCACCGAGCCGUAACCACCGACCGAGAGGCCACUCGCUCCGCCCCACAUGGGCCGGACGGUUCAUCACCUAAGGCUGAUGCACCAACUGCAGAGACUCCUGCUGGUGCAUCAGUUGAUGCACCAGCAACAGAGGAUCAUCAUGAUUCUCCUAGUGCAAGUGCUGUUUUAGGUGUUAGCUUAGUUUUUCUUGCAAUGUCGAAUCUCUUUCUUGUUUUAGUGAUUUGA